Molecule: messenger RNA, 1022 nt
Organism: Polychytrium aggregatum
Lineage: Eukaryota; Fungi; Chytridiomycota; Chytridiomycetes; Polychytriales
Product: Polymerase/histidinol phosphatase-like protein
Exons: 3
Coding region: 68-940 (290 amino acids)
Biological process (GO): L-histidine biosynthetic process
Cellular component (GO): cytoplasm
Molecular function (GO): histidinol-phosphatase activity
Source: RefSeq, a predicted model, not a curated record
UGAUCCUGCUCCCUUUGACUUGCCGCCGCGAUCGCCAAUCGAACUGCAUCCCGUCCACCUGCCGCACAUGGUCGUCUCGCUGCAUUCCCACUCGGGCCAGUUCUGUCUCCACGCCCAUGGCAACCUGGAGGACGUUGUGCUCAAGGCCAUCGAGAAAGGAUUCAAGGUCUACGGUCUCUCCGAGCAUGUGCCUCGAUCCCGAGCCCAGGAUCUCUACCCCGAAGAGUCGCACCUGACUCCCCAGGAUACCUACAACACCUUUGUGGAAUUCUACCGGACAGCCCGCCAUCUGCAGUCCAAGUACGAGUCCCAGAUCCAGCUCCUGGUCGGGCUCGAGACGGAGUGGAUCCACUCUGGCACCCUCUCGGAACUGCAGGCACUGGUGCAGGCAUAUCCCGUCGACUACAUGGUCGGCAGUGUCCACCACGUCAACACAGUGCCGAUCGAUUACGACACAGGGCUCUAUGCCAAAGCUGUCGAGGCCGCCCAGCAGAGCUCGCUCGAGGGCCUGUUUCGGGACUACUUUGACCAGCAGCACAGCAUGCUCGCCGCCCUGAAGCCGCUCGUAGUGGGCCACUUUGACCUGGUGCGCAUCUUUGCUCCGGCCGGGUUUGAGCUGUCGGCCGAGGUCUGGGACAAGAUCCGACGCAACGUUGCCCUGAUUGUCGAAUACGGCGGGCUCGUCGAGCUCAACUCGCGGGCGUGGAAGAAGGGCCUCCGGGGCGCCUAUCCGCAGGCCGACAUCAUCGAGUACAUGAAGACCCAGGACGUCAAAUUCACGCUCUCGGACGACUCGCACGGCCCCAACGACGUCGGGAUGCACUAUGACAAGCUGAUGGCAUACGUCCAUGAAAUGGGGCUGCAUGGCCGCAUCUUCUAUCCCGAGCGCACUGCCGCCUCGUCGGUUGUGGUGGCUCGCCUUGACACUGCAUCCACGUGACUGCGGCCACAGAGUCACCGCCACCGCGCCGACGAUAAAAUGGCGCAUCAGCGCCGCCCUGCCUGUUUCCUGCGUCGUCGCU